Molecule: messenger RNA, 2318 nt
Organism: Drosophila elegans
Lineage: Eukaryota; Metazoa; Arthropoda; Insecta; Diptera; Drosophilidae
Exons: 2
Coding region: 1203-1892 (229 amino acids)
Source: RefSeq, a predicted model, not a curated record
CUGUUAUACUAGAGGUAUUCCUGUUUAAAAAUUGGUUUCGACUGCUUUUAACAAAAUUGUAAUCAUAUUAGGAAAUUACAUUUAUGUGAAAUCAGAGGCGAUUAAAUUAUUGUUUUCUAGUUGUUGAUUCAAGAAUUGUAUCAAUCAAGACAAACUAUAUUAUUUAAAAAUGCAUCUUAGUUAAAAAAAAAUUCGGAAAAAUGUUGAUCUGUAGUAAUUAAUUCAUGGGAUACCUCUAAUGUUUAAAUUUGAAACUGAUGUACUAGGCAUUUCUAACAACUGCCAGCUAACGAGAAGAUAACUUUACAAGAAUUUAAAAUAUAUAUUUAGUCGCAGAGUCUGGGUGUGUGCGCGUGUGCUGGGUGUGUGUGUGCGUGUGUAUCUGUGUGUACAAAUGAAUAUUACCCAAACGAGAAGUUGCAUUUACAACACUCAGAAAAAAGCAGCCAAUAAAACAAUUUAUGUGUAUAUAUUUGUAAAGCUUAUAUCUGCUCGAUAGAUCAUGAAGCAUUAUCUUUAGCUGUUGCUACAUCACACACACACAUACACCCUCAUCCACCCGCAGACACACGGUCAUGAUGAAAUAUAAAUCGCAAAAUUACUUGAGAAAAGUCAUAAAUUUAUAAGGCGAUUGCAAAAUGCACUUAAAAGCUACAAUUUUGACAAAUUUACAGAAUAUGCAGAAGCAUGUAGCACGAAGUCUGUAUUGACUUUUGAGCUAUGAAACACUGUUAGUACAUGAGCAAAAUGCAAAAGGUUGAGCCUAGGAAAUUUUUAAAGGGUCUGCGCCGUGUGCAGACCACGCCCACUUGGGGCGUUGAUGGAACCCGCCGGCGGGUUAGGAAAAAACAAAAAAAAAGCGAUUGAGAGAAAGAGGGCAUUGCAAAAAUAAACAUAAAACCGAAAUGCUGACAGUAAAAUAAAUGGAGAUCAAGUGGAAUACAAUUAAAUUACAAGCAUAAUAUUAUCAAUGUAAAAUCGUAUGUAAAAAACCAAGGCAGAAAUCUAUAAAAAAAAACUGACAACAAAACAAACGACAAAAAAUGAACAAAAAAAUCCAAAAAAGAAACUAAGAAAUAAAUACAUUUACAUAGAUGUUGCAAAAAUCAAGCGAAUCGAGGCCACUCCCAUGGAUUCCCGAAACCCUCUCUGUAGAUUUGCGUAUCCUGUCAGUGAGCUAGCACUUUCGGAGCAGCGGCCCCAUGUUUCUGGACGUCAUCUUCUUUAUACCCACACUGUUCACCUACCUGCUGAUUGGACUGCUCAUUGUCAUCCUGUGCUUCGUGGUGGUCUAUAUAAGCCACAAGAUCUACGUCUCUGUGUACGACAAUCUGCCACUGGCCGCCCUGCCCGGCGUAUCGCAACAACAGUUAAUGGGACUGCGUCACUCCAACCAUGCGAUGACCAUGCGAGAAUUCCUGGAGAGCUCGCUCCGGCAUCCACGCUCCAAUCAGCCCAGCUUGCGCUCCCUUUGGAUCCAGAACAGGUCCCAGAUCCUGGAGUCCUCCUCGGUCCUGCGGAUUGUGCUGUCCCUGGAGCCGUGCUAUCUGGUCAGCGCGGAGUUCGAUGUGAGUUCCAGUCGCAGGCCCGUUAGUUUCUUGUGCAACUGCCGGGAUGAGUCCGUGUGCGCUGCCGUAGAGCCGCGGCCCUUGGGGUCCGUACACAUAGUCCGGUACUUUGACCACCUCUCCAAGAUCCCGCGUCUCAAAGUCAUGCUCAAGUGCAAUCAAAGGCGGCCGGAACCGCGGCCCGAUAGCCGGACGCAGCUGACCCUUAACGAUGUGAUCCUGGAGGCCAGGGAAGCCCAGGAUGCCCAAGGUGCCCAGUGUACGGAUAACAUUGCCGCCUGUCGUCCUGUCAGCACGCGACGGAGCUCCCGGCUGCCGGAUUAAGGGUGUGGUGGCUAUGGGAUAGGGGGUUAGGUUAUAGGCCCUCUUUUAAUGGCUGCUGUAAUGUGGUAUAACUCGUUUUAUUAAAUUGUAUACAAAGAUCAAAGGGGUGGAGGUUCCAGGGUCGACGGGUGGGUCAGUGGGUCGGGCACUGAGCUCACGCCAGCUUAUGGAAAUCGCGUGACAACGAAGGUGAAUGUCAGUGGAGCACUGGAGUGGGGAUACAUCCAAGCAGGGGGCUUAGUAACGAACAAAGGUUAUUUAAGGUUUUGAAAAAGCAUGGAUGGGUUUUCCUAUUGAAUUUUUAAAAAUAUAUAUCCUCUCCAUUAAGAUUGAAUUUUCAGAGAAUUUAUUAUAUUCUUGGUUGAUUUUGAAAUGGAAGUGAGAUUAUAAUACUAUAAAAUAAAUAUGGUGCAUUUUAAAAUAAAA